GGCGUGUAGUUCACAUUCAAACAUGACAGCAGCACAUCGUUUAUUUGUUAUACUGGUCGUUUUCACUAGCGUAUGUAUCUACAUAUGUGUCAAACAGCUAACGGGAAAGCACAUCGAGGACAAACUUUUUGAAUCUGAUCAUCUGACUACGAAGAACCUUCAGUACAAAGUACCUAAUAUUGUACACUACAUCUGGUACUCAAGGAAACCGACAACUUGGAAUUUUAUACAGUAUCUUAGCAUACUGAGUGCAUCAAAGUUCAUUAGACCAUCAAGAAUUAUGUUCCACACAAAUUGCACUCCAAAUGGACAUUACUGGAAUCGAACAACGGAGAUAUCAGAUUUUGAGAUUAUCCAUCGUUCUCCUACAAGAAGUUUGUUCGGUAAGCAAAUUCGUUUUCCUUUUGAAGAUAUCUCAGCCAGUGAUAUUGAUAGACUCAUUAUACUUAACAGAACAGGGGGUAUUUAUUUAGAUACAGAUGUGAUAGCGUUACGAUCAUUUGAUCCCCUGCGCGUUUACUCAUUCACAAUGGGGUCCGAAAGCUUGAAUGAAACUGUUCUUUUAUGUGGUGGGAUCAUCAUCUCGGAACCAGGCUCAAAGUUCUUGAAAAUAUGGAUCAAUAAUUUUGUUGAUGAUCAAAGAUCAAAAUGGGCAUAUAAUAGUGGACGCAUGGCAGACAAAAUUGCUUCACGAUUUCCCGAAGAUAUUCACAUCGAGAUGACGUCUCUCAAUCGGCCAUCACCAAAAGAAAUCGACCUAAUAUUCGCUACGAACUACAAUUGGCAUAACAAUUAUGCGAUUCAUCUUUUUGUACGAAAGUGGAAAGGACAUAUUCCAACUGAAAGGGAAAUCAAUGAAUCUGAUACAACAUUUGGGGAUAUUUCGAGAUCUGUAUUGUACGGCACUAUUGACCUUCAAGAAGACAAGAUCAUGAAGAACGACCUUCCUUGACACUAUGAAACAAUCGAUUUAGUGCAAAAUUUGUGAUAUAUUUGUACGUAGCAAGCACUAAAAGACCCUUUUAAAUCAUUUGCAAGGAAAGGGUCCUUCACAUUGUUGUGGUCAAUUAAAAUCGAACUAAUGUUUU
This is a messenger RNA of Owenia fusiformis, 1088 nucleotides long. NCBI's taxonomy places the organism in Eukaryota, Metazoa, Annelida, Polychaeta, Sabellida, Oweniidae. The record is from the annotation of a GenBank genome assembly.